AUGGCACAACGAAAAGAACGUGCAGUGACAAUUUCUAACGGUGAAAUUGGUCCUCGACUAUUCAAACUAUUAUUUCAGCAUCACAAGGGUCAUCUUCCUCAUUUCACAAAUACUGUACCCUCGACACUCUACUUAGCUUGUCAAAAUAACGAUCUAGCACGUGUAGAAUCAUGUCUGAAGAAAAUGAAACGUAAAGAAAUCGACUUUCAAUAUCCACCAAAUAAUGAAACUGCUCUACACGUAGCAACACGAAACCAGAACAAGGAAAUUAUUCAAAUCCUUUUACAUCAUGGUGCACAACGGUCGUUAAGAAAUGCAAAUGGUCAAGAAGCUUAUCAGCUAGCUGAAACAACAGAAAUAAGAGAUUUAUUUAAACGUCAAACAUCAUCAUCUCGUUUUGCCUUUUUACACGGUCUCUAUAAAACAAAUACUUUGUCUCAACACAAGAUUAAAUGUGAAAGUUGUUCACUAGUAAAUGAUGAUACUUUCUAUGAAUGGGAAUUAGUUGAUCUAAAUGCAGUACAGAAAGCACGAAGAUUUCGUCAUGAAUUGAAACCAUCUAAAUCAAUGGCUAAAAAAGAUUUAAAACAAAAACUUUAUUCAAUAAAUAAAGGUUAUAUUGAUGCACGUCUAAAAGAUCUUUCUGAAACAGAUGAUUCACGUAUACAUGAUUAUUUUAAACGUGCACUGCUUCUACAAGAACCCUACUAUAUUAUCACUUCAUAUACUAUAUGUCAAAAUUUUUCAGAAUUAUUAAACAAAGAUAUGGCACGUAACGUUAUACAUGAUUUGAAGAAUGGUUGUAGUAAGUUUUCUUGUGACUGUCUCUAUUCAACGGAAGAUGGUACCAAAUCAAUUACAAAUAUUCUUCUUCAUCAUCAAAAGUUUCAAGAAUUUAGUUUCCAAGGUGAAGUUUAUCGUGGAAUUGUCGUACCUAAGAAUGCGCUUGAUCAUUAUAAAGUUAAUUCUUGUAUUAUUACAACUACACUUCUUUCAACAUCAAGAAAUCCUGAUGUUGCAAAAAUUUUCUGUGAUAAAGGACCGGAAAAUCCAUCUAAACAUUCAUUCUUCUGUAUUUAUGAAAUAUGUAAUGACAAUCGUACUGCUCUUAAUAUAUCGAAAAUAUCAGAAUUUGAAGAUGAAGAUGAAGUAGUAAUCUUACCGUAUUCAGCUUUUCUUAUUACAAAGAUUGAACAAGGACAAGAAAUAACAAAUAUUUAUUUGAAAGAACAAUCUUUAACACAUAUGUUUGGUGACGAUGGAUCACCAGAAUAUUUAAUUAGGUCGACCGUACAUCCAGUGGAACUUGUCUGGAGUAGUCUAUUGCAAAACGCAAGUGGAACAUUAUUACAAGAAGAUAAUAAUACAAGACCACGAUCAAAGACGACGCCUGUAUAA
Rotaria sordida is the source of this 1398-nucleotide messenger RNA. The record is from the annotation of a GenBank genome assembly. Lineage: Eukaryota; Metazoa; Rotifera; Eurotatoria; Philodinida; Philodinidae.